AUGGCCACAGAAGGACCUCGUCCUGGCUUUUUGGGGAACCUGAAUCCCGAACAACAAGCCAAGCUACGGAAACUGUGGACAAUCGUACUCAAGGCGACUGAUGCCGAUAAGUCGUCAAGCGGAGAUGUCGACGAGAAGACAUCUGAACCCGCACAAAACAAGGUUUCCAGCAAACCCGCACUCAGUCCUUGCUCGCAACAAGUCCUUGAUGAUCUGAAACAAGCCGGAAUCGGUGCGCAAGAGACAAAGAGACUCCAAAAGUCAUUUUCAGCAAUUUCCCCCAGCGAAUUGGGCAGUGCAAUUUUCGAAACUCUCAAGCAAGAUCAUCCAGAUGCUACACUACUGCGCUUCCUUCGCGCCCGUAAAUGGAACAUCAGCAAUGCCUUCCUCAUGAUGAUGGAAGCCAUCGUCUGGAGAGCAAAGGAGAUGCACGUUGAUGAUGACAUACUGGUUAAGGGUGAGCUGCACGCAUGGAAGCAAGCGCAAAAUAAAUCAGAUCCUAGCGAGAAGAAGGCUGGAGAAGACUUUUUGGCGCAAUUGCGCCUAGGAAAGGGUUACGUCCACGGAACUGACAAGGCGGGUCGUCCAAUUGUCGUUGUUCGGGUUCGGCUGCAUAAGCCUGGCGCACAGAGUGAAGAGACUCUUGAGCGUUUCAUUGUUCAUCUAAUUGAGUCUGUGCGACUCAAUCUUUCUCCUCCAUUGGAGACAGCCGCCGCUAUCUUCGACAUGACUGGUUUCUCUUUGUCCAAUAUGGAAUACCCGCCUGUCAACUUCGUUCUAAAGUGUUUCGAGGCAAACUACCCAGAGUGUCUGGGCACUAUGAUCAUCCACAAUUCUCCGUGGGCAUUCUCUGGCAUCUGGAGACUGAUACGAGGCUGGAUGGAUCCUGAAAUUGCGGCCAAAGUCCAAUUCACCAAUUCGGCAGACGAUAUAGCCAAAUAUAUCGACCGCGAUAAUUUUCCUAAAGAGAUCGGCGGUACUGACGAAUGGACGUACAAAUACAUCGAGCCCGAAGAGAAUGAGAACGCAAAGAUGGAGGAUACCACGACCCGAGACGCUCUCUGCGAGGAAAGACGCCAAAUCAGUGAAGAGUUUCUUGCUGCGACUAUUGAUUGGAUCAAAGUCACCGACUCUAAAGAUGAGUCACUAACUAAGUCCGUUGAAAGCCGAAGAGACGAUCUUAUUGAACGUCUGCGGUCUAACUACUGGAAGUUGGAUCCAUACGUCCGGGCACGUAUGUGUCUUGAUCGAGUAGGAGUUGUUAAGAGUGAAGGCAAGAUCGAUCUUCAAUCCAAAAUCCAAGACUGA
This is a messenger RNA of Penicillium taxi, 1308 nucleotides long. Its product is annotated as CRAL-TRIO domain-containing protein. The transcript has 4 exons. NCBI's taxonomy places the organism in Eukaryota, Fungi, Ascomycota, Eurotiomycetes, Eurotiales, Aspergillaceae. The coding region runs from base 1 to 1308 and encodes 435 amino acids. The record is from RefSeq and is a predicted model, not a curated record.